GGUUUUAAGCUUCUUGUAACUGGCAAUGGAAGUGUAAUUCAGGUCUAUGAAGAGGGCGGCCGCCAUGGCAUUCCCUAUUCAGCUUCUUAUUCUGGUUUUUCUCUUCUGUGUUAGCGCCGGUGUGGUGGAUUCCGAUGAUGGAGCUACGUUGUUGGAGAUAAAGAAAUCAUUGAGGGAUGUGGAUAAUGUUCUAUAUGAUUGGACAAGCUCACCUUCUUCAGAUUACUGUAAAUGGAGAGGUGUCACCUGUGACAAUGCCACUCUCAAUGCUAUCACUCUUAAUCUUUCUGGUCUCAACCUGGUCGGAGAAAUUUCUCCUUCGGUCGGGAAGCUCAAGGGCCUGCAAACUUUGGAUUUGAGAGGGAAUAGGCUUUCUGGUCAAAUUCCUGAUGAGAUUGGUGACUGUUAUUCGUUAAUAAAUCUGGAUUUAUCGUUUAAUGAGAUUUACGGAGACAUACCAUUUUCCGUUUCGAGGUUGAAGCAACUGGAAAUGCUAGUUGUGAAAAAUAAUAGACUGAUUGGACCAAUCCCUUCAACCUUGUCUCAGGUUCCAAACUUGAAGGUCUUAGAUCUGGCACAGAAUAAUCUUAGUGGUGAAAUACCGAGGCUCAUUCACUGGAAUGAAGUGCUGCAAUAUAUGGGAUUGCGUGGCAACAAUUUUGUGGGCACACUGUCUCCAGAUAUCUGUCAGCUCACUGGCUUAUGGUAUUUUGAUGUGAGAAACAACAGUUUAAGAGGCAGCAUACCUCAAACCAUAGGCAACUGCACAGCCUUCCAGGUCUUGGACCUGUCAUACAAUCAUCUCACUGGAGAGAUACCAUUCAACAUUGGUUUCCUUCAAGUAGCCACAUUGUCCUUGCAGGGUAAUCAGUUGUCAGGUCCCAUCCCACCAGUAAUUGGUCUGAUGCAGGGGCUUGCUGUGCUAGAUUUGAGCUGCAACAUGUUAACUGGUCCAAUCCCCUCUAUCUUAGGGAAUCUGACAUACACUGAGAAACUGUACCUGCAUAGUAACAAGCUCACUGGUUCCAUUCCAGCAGAGCUCGGGAAUAUGACAAAGCUCCAUUAUCUGGAACUGAAUGAUAAUCAUCUUACUGGGACUAUUCCAGCCGAGCUAGGGAAACUAACCGAUUUGUUCGAUCUAAAUGUUGCUAAUAACAAUCUUGGAGGGCCUAUCCCUGAUAAUCUUAGCUCAUGCACAAAUCUCAACAGCCUAAAUGUGCACGGAAAUAAGUUGAACGGAACGAUUCCGCUGUCUUUCCAGAGGCUAGAGAGUAUGACUUACCUGAAUCUGUCCUCAAAUGAUCUACAAGGUCCUAUUUCAGUUGAGCUAUCUCGAAUUGGCAAUUUGGAUACAUUAGACAUUUCAAAUAACGAAGUUAAUGGCACAAUUUCUUCGUCGUUCGGAGAUCUCGAACAUCUCCUAAAGCUAAAUCUAAGCGGGAAUCGCUUAACAGGAUCUAUUCCAGCUGAAUUUGGCAAUCUAAGAAGUGUAAUGGAAAUAGAUAUUUCACACAAUCAGCUCUCUGGGUUCAUUCCUCAAGAACUGACACAACUUCAAAAUCUGCUCUCCUUGAGACUUGAAAACAACAAUCUAUCCGGGGACGUGAGGUCGUUGAUAAACUGCCCGAGUCUUACCGAACUAAACGUAUCUAAUAACAAUCUAGGUGGUUACAUUCCCACAAGCAACAACUUCUCUAGGUUCUCAUUUGACAGUUUCCUUGGAAAUCCUGCCCUCUGUGGAUAUUGGAAUAGCAACAUCUAUCCCUGUCGUGAGGCUCAUACGACCGAGAGAGUGACGUUAUCUAAAGCUGCUAUCCUCGGGAUCGCUCUUGGUGCUCUAGUAAUUCUUCUAAUGAUCCUCCUGACCGUGUGCCGACCGAACAACACAAUACCUUUUCCAGAUGGGUCACUUGAUAAACCAGUUACUUACUCAACUCCCAAGCUAGUAAUCCUUCACAUGAACAUGGCACUUCACGUGUACGAGGAUAUUAUGAGGAUGACUGAAAAUUUGAGUGAAAAGUACAUGAUCGGACAUGGAGCUUCAAGCACAGUCUACAAAUGUGUACUCAAGAAUUGCAAACCUGUGGCUAUCAAAAAGCUCUACUCUCACCAGCCCCUAAGCAUGAACGCAUUUGAGACCGAGCUCGAAACUGUCGGUAGCAUCAAGCACAGAAAUCUAGUCGGCCUCCAAGGAUACUCCUUGUCCCCCUCUGGGAAUCUCCUCUUCUAUGACUACAUGGAAAAUGGCAGCCUUUGGGACCAUCUACAUGGCUCUUGUUCUACCAAGAACAAAAAACUUGACUGGGACACUCGGCUUAAUAUUGCACAUGGAGCAGCCCAAGGACUAUCAUACCUACACCAUGAUUGUAGCCCUCGUAUUAUCCACAGGGAUGUCAAGUCAUCAAACAUUCUAUUAGACAAGGAUUUCGAAGCCCAUCUCACUGAUUUCGGCAUCGCCAAGAGUUUGUGCACCUCGAAGACAUAUACAUCCACUUAUAUCAUGGGAACAAUUGGAUACAUCGAUCCAGAGUAUGCUCGAACGUCUCGACUUACUGAAAAAUCUGAUGUUUACAGCUUCGGCAUUGUUUUACUUGAACUACUCACUGGAAGGAAAGCUGUAGACAAUGAAUCAAAUCUCCAUCAAUUGAUCUUAUCGAAAACAGCCAACAACGCGGUAAUGGAGACGGUUGAUCCUGAAAUAACUGCAACUUCCAAGGAUCUUGGAGCUGUAAAGAAGGCGUUUCAGCUUGCUCUCCUGUGUACCAAGAGGCAGCCAUCUGAUAGGCCAACGAUGCACGAAGUAACGCGCGUCAUCAGCAGUCUUCUGCCCUCGGCAGCACCACUAAAGCCAAUGCCAUCUGUUGCAUCACUGCCCCCAUCUGCAAGAGCCCCUAGCUACAAGGAUGAAUAUGCAAAGCUAAAAACGCCGCACGUGCUGAACUGCCCGUCGAUGAGCACCUCAGACGCCCAGCUCUUCCUCAAGUUUGGAGAGGUUAUAUCACAGAACAGUGAGUAACAAGGUAGGCAAAGCUCUAGAACUAAGAAAGAAUGCUCUCCAUGAUUGGUUGGAUUUAGCAGCCGCCUUGUUACUGUGUAGUGCAAGCAAAGCAUAAACAUAAAUGUUUUGGUAAAUUUAGGAAGCAAAGCAAAGCAUAAACAUAAGGAAAGCUAUAAAAUUUCCUAUAAAAUAUGUUUUGUUACUCCUCCAA
Molecule: messenger RNA, 3209 nt
Organism: Cucurbita maxima (winter squash)
Lineage: Eukaryota; Viridiplantae; Streptophyta; Magnoliopsida; Cucurbitales; Cucurbitaceae
Product: LRR receptor-like serine/threonine-protein kinase ERECTA
Exons: 27
Coding region: 47-3016 (989 amino acids)
Biological process (GO): protein phosphorylation
Molecular function (GO): protein kinase activity; ATP binding; receptor serine/threonine kinase binding
Source: RefSeq, a predicted model, not a curated record